AUGCUGAGAAAUCCAUCUCAAACACCCCCGUUUAAUGGUUACAUGCCGAUGGUUAAUGAAAUUUUUUCGAGUGGUGGUACAACUAACUUUCCCGAAUUUUCAACACAAUUAACUAUUGUUAAUGAAGAUUCAACUCCUGUGAGCAAGAAAAACCAUCAACCAUCAUGGAACACUGAACAAAAUUUGGUGCUAAUUAGUGGGUGGAUCAAAUUUGGAACAAGCAGUGUUGUCGGGAAAAACCAGAAAGGUGAAACAUAUUGGGGUCAAAUUGCUGACUAUUGUAAUGAGCAUUGCUCAUUCGAUCCUCCGCGUGAUGGAGUUGCAUGCCGAAACCGUUUUAAUUAUAUGAACAAAAUACUGGGUAAAUGGAUUGGCGCUUAUGAUGGUGCUAAGCAUCUCCAAGGAAGUGGUUGGUCCGAGAAUGAUGUUUUGGCAAAAGCGCAGGAAAUAUAUGCAUGUGGGAAGAAUGUUCGGUUCACUUUAAUGGAAGAAUGGAAUGCUCUCCGUGAUCAACCACGUUAUAGUAGUCAAGUAGGAUCUGGAAGUAGUGGAUCUAAGAGAUCUCACGAGAGUGAUGCAUGUGGCUCAAACUCUGUAGGAUCUAGUGCUCGUCCUAUAGGUAGGGAUGCAGCCAAAAAGAAGGGAAAAAAGAAAGCUUCCACACCCACAGAGGUGGUGGACAAAGAAUGGGAUACUUACAUGAAAAUGAGGGAGAAAGAGGUGGAACAUUUGGCAAUGGUAGUUUCCAAUCAACAAGAGAAAAACAGACUUAAGAAAAUGAAAAUGUAUCUGAAGUUAAGUUCUGAUGAGAAUCUCGAUGACCGGAAGAAAGCCAUGUUGGACACAUUGGCCCAAGAACUGUUUCCAUAAUUAAUUUCAAUCAAUGUAGUGUUUGCUUUAAAUAUUUGUCUGUAGUGUUUGCUUCAAUUAUUGUGAUUGAAUAAGUCAGUGUAGUCUUUGCUUUAAUUAUUGUGA
This is a messenger RNA of Trifolium pratense (red clover), 975 nucleotides long. RefSeq lists its product as uncharacterized. The record is from RefSeq and is a predicted model, not a curated record. Bases 1 to 870 code for a protein of 289 amino acids. Lineage: Eukaryota; Viridiplantae; Streptophyta; Magnoliopsida; Fabales; Fabaceae. The transcript has a single exon.